Medicago truncatula (barrel medic) is the source of this 1160-nucleotide messenger RNA. RefSeq lists its product as uncharacterized. Lineage: Eukaryota; Viridiplantae; Streptophyta; Magnoliopsida; Fabales; Fabaceae. The transcript has 2 exons. Bases 100 to 387 code for a protein of 95 amino acids. The record is from RefSeq and is a predicted model, not a curated record.
UGUGUUAGAAUAUAUCAUAAGCAUUGUUAAGUAGUGGUGAGUGGGUAUCUUCUUCAUUCAUUCAUUCAUUCUUCACCUACCGAGACUGUAUUGAAGAAUAUGGAGAAGAUGAAAUUCUCUCGGCAGGUGGAGUUGUGGCAGAACAUCAUGCAUCCUGUUCGUAGGUUUUGGAUUUCCAUUGCCACACGUUUUGGAAUUCGUAAAACUGGACUAAAGAAGCUAAGAAAUGAUGUGAAAUCUUGUGAAUAUGAAGAUAUUCGUGUGAUGUGGGAGAUGCUAAACAGAAAUGAAUCAUUAUCAGAGUUUGGUGGUGGUAAUUCUCCAAACAAAAUCAAGAAGAUUCAUUACUUGAAAUUAUUCAAAUGGGCAAGGUGUGCUGCUCCAUAAAAUUCUCACUCCUAAUCAUGUGUGUGAAUUUAUUUCUCUUCACAGAAAUUAGGGUUUUCUUGCUUCAAUCAUGAAUAAAGAGAAUAGGGUUUCAUGUUGAACAUGGUCUCUUCUCUCGUAUGAAUCAGCUCAAUUGUUUCAUAGUUGGUGCACAUUGUGUGUGAGUGUUGUAAAUUUCGGGGUACCGAGUUUGAUUCCUACUGAUGAAAAAAACUCGAUCAUUUUGUAAAUAUCAAAUGUAUCAACCAACUUGAUGUAGCCACCCUUAUCGUAUAUGAAAAUAACUAAGUGAAUCAUCAAUUUAGUCCUUGAAGUUGUUAGAAUCAAGAAUUUUGAUCUUUGAAAUUAACAAAAUUCCAAAAUGGUUUUUGAAAUUAAAAAUUCUCGAUCACAUUAGUGCAUAUAGAACCUUUUCGCACGAACUAAAUUGUCUGACGCAAAAUGACUAAUGUGAUCUGGGGGGAAAUUUCGGUUACGAUGAUCAUUUUAGAAUUUCGUCAAUUUCAAGGACUAAAUUUUUCAAAGAUCUACAAUUUAAGGACUAUAUUUGUGAUUCACUUGAAAAUAAUGUGUAGUUUUGUGGUGUGAUUCAUCAUCUUGUUAUGUUCAACUAGACCUUCAUGUAUUGCUUUUGUAGAUCCAUGUAAUGUGUCUCAGAUUUUACCUUUGUAUCUCUUGGUUUUGUAUCAGAAAUAAACUAUCUGCAUUAUGCAGAAUAUCUUACCUACUGUGUACUUGAUAGAAUUAAAUCAAAAGAAUUUCAGUUUUUUGCA